AUGAUUCGUGCCAAUAAUGAACCAUUUUCUAAUUUUAAUUCAAAAUUACGUUUCCGAACAAAAUCAUCAAAACAGUAUGAUAUUUUACCAAAACAUGUGAAAGAUACAGCAUUCAAAUAUGAGAACAACUCUAAAGGAAUACGAUCACCUGCAGGACCACAUCAUUUCUUAUUAUGUAUUGUAAUAUCGGUUGUUGUUUAUACAGUUUUAGCUAUACUUGAAAAAAGUUUACCCGAACCUGUGACAAUAUCUAAUGAACACAAUCAUCCAGACCGAUUUGUUGCUGAAAGAGCCAGAAAUCAUUUAGUUAAAUUAACAUCAAUGGGACCUAGGCCCGUAGGAAGCAAAGAAAAUGAAAUUUUAGCAGUGCAGUUAUUAUUAGAUGAAAUUAAGACAAUUAUUAAACAAGCUGAGUCUGCACACAAAGUUGAAUGGGAUCUACAAAGGGUUAGUGGAGCAUUUUCAUUGCAAUUUCUCGAUGGCAUGACUAAUGUAUACAGGAAUGUUCAAAAUAUUGUUGUUAAAAUUGGUCCUAUUCAAACUUCUCGUCACAGUUUACUGAUUAAUUGCCAUUUCGACUCAGUCGUGGACAGCCCUGGGGCAAGUGAUGAUGGUGCUAGUUGUGCCAUUAUGUUAGAAUUAUUACGUGUAAUAUCACGUCUUAAAAUUCCUUUAAAAAAUAACAUAAUAUUUCUUUUCAAUGGGGCCGAAGAAAAUAUGAUGCAGGCAUCACACGGGUUCAUUACUCAACAUCAGUGGGCUUCUAGUAUACGUGCAUUCAUCAAUAUGGAAGCUUGUGGUGCCGGCGGUAAAGAAAUACUGUUUCAAGUUGGCCCUAAUCAUCCAUGGCUUUUGGAAGCCUAUUCAGAUGCUGUGCCCUAUCCUUUGGCCUCUUCUAUGGCUCAAGAAAUAUUUCAAAGCGGCAUCAUACCAGGCGAUACUGAUUAUAGAAUAUUUCGUGACUUUGGUCGUGUUUCUGGUCUUGAUUUUGCUUGGUCAGCUAAUGGAUAUGUUUACCAUACUAAGUCAGACACAGUUGAUAAAAUUCCUCUUGGUACAUUUCAAAGGACUGGAGAUAAUAUGUUACCUUUAAUUUUGAAACUAGUGAACUCAGUACAAAUAUCAGAUGUUGAAAAGUACAGCACAGGAAAUUUAGUUUUUUUUGAUUUUUUGGGUAUAUUUAUUGUUCAUUGGAGUGAAGUGCUAUCUGAUAUAAUCAAUAUUAGUGUUAUUAUUAUUUCUCUAUUGGUAAUUUUGUACAAUGCUAGUCAUACUUAUGUUACAGGUUUUAAUGUUAAGGAUUAUUUUAAAUCGUGUUUUAAGUGCUCAAGCUUAAUUGUGUUAAUAUGGUUAGCUACUCUAGUCACGAUAGCCAUAUUGUCACUGACUGUUGUGAUGCUUGACCGCUGUUUGAGUUGGUUCGCUCAACCAGCUUGGCUGUUAUUUUUAUAUAUUACACCAACUAUUUUAGUACCAAUGGUUCUAUUAGUUUUAUUUGGUAGAAAAUUCCUAUGGGGUAAAAAAGGAACCCAUUACCCACAGUCCUUAAUGUACUGCAUUUCUCGUGACGGCAAUCAAUUGCUGUUCAUUAUGAUUCUUAUGCUAUGUGUGUUACUUCGUAUCAGGUCAGGAUUUGCAGUUGCCCUCUUUGUUACUUGCAACACAAUCAGUACUGUAUUACACAACGCCAUACUGAAAAAUAACUACGGCUAUAAAGUAUUGUGGUUACAUUGGGGCUGUAUGCUUGUACCAUUCAUGUUGUCUGCUUACAUGAUACAAGCAGCGCUUCUCCUGGUUGUCCCCAUCAUGGGUCGAUCAGGAUCUGGAAAUCAUGCUGAAUCAGUUAUGUCACUCAUAACAUCAGCUAUGUUCACUCUUGUAUUCAGUUUUUAUAAUCCGUUGGUGUUACUACUUCAAAAAGCGUACACUGUGUUUAGUUCGUUAGCAGUUGUGUUAUUAGUUUCAUUUCUAGUUUUAGUAUUUACACCACUCGGAUUUCCGUAUUCUGGCGAUCCUAAUAAUUUGGCACCUCAACGUUUUAUGAUAGCGCAUGUCGAACGCAGUUUUUACAACUACAACGGUUCACUGAGGGACCAUCAAAAUGGAUUGUGGAUUGUAAAUCUGGAUGUGAAUAGUCCACACUCAGUUGUCAGGCAUGCACCUGAGUUGAUGAAUGCCCGUCAAAUUACCCAGGAUGAAUGUAACAAAGAACUAUACUGUGGACUACCAUACUUUAUACCAGUUAUAACAUUUAUAUGGAAAACUCAUUGGCUUGAUACAAAACCAUUAGAUGUUGAAAUACCAUUGAGUCUUAAUUUAACAUAUAGGGAUUACAGACUAAAUAAUGUCCAGAGGCUCUCGUUCUCUGCCAUUGGUCCUGAUCAUAUAACUUUUACGUUAUCUUUAUACGAUGGUAUCAAGCUGAAAGAUUGGAGUUUCAGUAGUGGUGAACCUCUCAAAGGACCACUAUGGAAUGGCCGUCCUACUUUUUUUGUGUAUUAUUCUUGUGCUAACGAUAUUAUUCCAUGGGACUUUUGGAUCGAUAUUGAGGUUCCAAAAACUCAUGUGGGACCUCAAAUUGAAGUUGGAUUAUCCGGGCAUCGAAUGCACGGACCACAUCAAUAUACACCUGAAUUGAAAAAACUUUUUAAUCAGCUCCCACAAUGGACUACUACGACUGGUUGGGCUUCGGCUUAUAAAUCUUACACUUUAUAA
Macrosiphum euphorbiae (potato aphid) is the source of this 2715-nucleotide messenger RNA. NCBI's taxonomy places the organism in Eukaryota, Metazoa, Arthropoda, Insecta, Hemiptera, Aphididae. The record is from the annotation of a GenBank genome assembly.